UAUUUUGGUCGCAGAUUAUAAUAAACCCAUCUUCUGUUUCUCUCUAUUUCCUGUCAGAACACGAUUGGGGAUCGACAGUGAGAUAGUCGCCGGAAGCGAAGGGUAGAAAGAUGACGACGAUUCGCCGAUUCUGCUGUAACGAUCUUCUUCGUUUUGCUUCUGUGAACCUUGACCACCUCACUGAAACUUUCAACAUGUCAUUCUACAUGACCUAUCUGGCAAGAUGGCCGGACUAUUUCCAUGUCGGGGAAGCACCCGAUAACCGAAUCAUGGGCUAUAUUAUGGGAAAAGUUGAGGGUCAAGGGGAGUCCUGGCAUGGUCAUGUAACGGCAGUUACUGUUUCUCCGGAGUACCGCCGGCAGCAAUUGGCUAAGAAACUAAUGAAUCUGCUGGAAGACACCAGUGAUAACAUUGAUAAAGCUUACUUUGUGGAUCUUUUUGUGAGGGCGUCAAACACACCAGCUAUCAAGAUGUAUGAAAAGCUUGGUUAUGUGAUCUAUAGACGAGUGCUUCGCUAUUACUCAGGAGAGGAAGAUGGAUUAGAUAUGAGGAAAGCAUUGUCACGGGAUGUUGAAAAGAAGUCUAUCGUCCCCCUUAAGCGACCAAUCACUCCGGACGAAUUGGAGUAUGAUUAGUUUUGUUUUGUAUGGAAUCUUAGCCCGUUGAAUUUGUUGAUGACGCCUCAGCAUGUGUCCUCUGACUUUUUUUUGGAGAUGAAGAGAUUUAAGGAUCUUAGUCUGCAUUAUGGCAGAAGAGAGUUCUCUUAUUCUCUACUUUCUUUGGAGUCCUCGUAGUUUGGGCAUGAUGCAUUCCCGCCAAUGGAGGUUGUUACUGUAAGCUUAUAAUCUCUUUCAACAGAUAUCUUUACUACAUGUUCUGUUUAUGUUUACAAUGCCGAAAGUUCAUGGAUUGCCAAACUUAAAAUGAUCUUUGUACUCAGCAUUUUAAUUUGUGGACUAAUUUAACAUCAUAUCUACCUUUGUUUAAAGCCA
Messenger RNA from Tripterygium wilfordii, 992 nucleotides. RefSeq names its product N-terminal acetyltransferase B complex catalytic subunit NAA20-like. The record is from RefSeq and is a predicted model, not a curated record. The coding region runs from base 111 to 635 and encodes 174 amino acids. Gene Ontology annotation, cellular component: NatB complex. Lineage: Eukaryota; Viridiplantae; Streptophyta; Magnoliopsida; Celastrales; Celastraceae. Gene Ontology annotation, biological process: N-terminal peptidyl-methionine acetylation. The transcript is spliced from 6 exons. Gene Ontology annotation, molecular function: protein-N-terminal amino-acid acetyltransferase activity.